Homarus americanus (American lobster) is the source of this 1218-nucleotide messenger RNA. Its product is annotated as von Willebrand factor A domain-containing protein 7-like. NCBI's taxonomy places the organism in Eukaryota, Metazoa, Arthropoda, Malacostraca, Decapoda, Nephropidae. The record is from RefSeq and is a predicted model, not a curated record. The transcript is spliced from 9 exons. The coding region runs from base 1 to 1218 and encodes 405 amino acids.
AUGUGGAGGAGCAUAGCCAUUCUCCUAGUGCUGGUGGCUGGGGGCUGUGUCUUAGCUACAUGGACUGUUAGUGACCCUGACUUGGUUGGAAUACUCUGCCCGGGAGAGGGGGAGACUCGAGAUCAUGAAUGGAUAACACGUGAGGCGAUCAGACGAAAUAUCCGCGACUUCUUCCUGAAAUAUCCGCCAGCACCCGAUUUCGUGGUGUCUGAAAAUGCCACGCUGACGGAACUCUUCCAUAGCUACUACGGCCCCACCUCCUCCCCCACCAGGUUUAUCAAGGCUGUCAAUUCCAUCGCAGCCGCCAACGUCAAGGCUGAUUCGUUACAGCAGUACAGGUACGACCCGGCCAUACAGGGAGACGGUGAACGUCUGGCGGAGGUCCAGUCCAAACUCACCGCCCGCUACCCGAAAAUCCUCACCUCCAUCCUACGCGACCAGGCUUACUCCGCCGCUCGCUCACUCCUCGGCACCUCCCUCCACACACUCCAGAAAUUCUACUCCCACUCAACCUGGGUCGAACAAGGUCACGAUGGCAUACUGAAGGAGUUGGGCAUCCCGGGCUAUGUCUUGGAUGGCCUAGCGGGGGAAGAGGAAGACGUCUGUGUACCUUGCCCCAAUCCAGAGGGGUGUGAUGGCAACGUGCUGGAGAAGGCAGGUCUCAGUACUGGCUACUAUGUGUAUCCUGACGACAUCGGCAGCGACUACCUCAUUCCUAAGCCUUCUACAGGUGGUAAGUGUAGUCACGGAGGCUCACUAGACACCAGCAGAAGUGAACCUGCUAUUGGUGGCAUCAACAAGGACACUUCCUACCCCUGCUUCUCCCCCCACCACCACCUCCACCUUCAGGCUGCUGAUCUUGCUGUCAAGGCCACACAGUAUUACCUGGACCGGGUGCUAGAUGCAGUUGGGGUGGACAUGUACAGAAGAUUCUAUGAUCUAUAUGAAGGCUCGGCUCUCUCUAUCUGCAUUGAUACUACAGGGUCUAUGGAUGAUGACAUCAGGGCGGUUCAAGAACAAGUCGCUGAGAUUGUGGCCAACUCCCACCCUGAACUGUACAUCCUGGCACCCUUCAACGACCCAGAAGUGGGACCUCUCCUGGUGACGGACAACGCGCAGGAGUUUCUCGAUGCUGUCAAUGCUCUGGUCCCCGGCGGAGGUGGUGACGAGCCUGAGCUGUUCUGGGGAGGUCUUCAGCUGGCCCUGUCGGUAACCUAA